Mesoplodon densirostris (Blainville's beaked whale) is the source of this 1834-nucleotide messenger RNA. It is a transcript of the gene TNFRSF25, whose product is annotated as TNF receptor superfamily member 25. Gene Ontology annotation, biological process: signal transduction. Gene Ontology annotation, molecular function: protein binding. The transcript is spliced from 13 exons. NCBI's taxonomy places the organism in Eukaryota, Metazoa, Chordata, Mammalia, Artiodactyla, Ziphiidae. The record is from RefSeq and is a predicted model, not a curated record. Gene Ontology annotation, cellular component: plasma membrane. Bases 1 to 1611 code for a protein of 536 amino acids.
AUGAGGCCCACCACUAGAGCCCCCCACGAGGUGCCCUCCCCCCACGCGGAAGCGGUGGUCUCAGGGUUGAAGCUAGAACCCAGGCGAGGCACCUGGCUGCAGCCUUGUGCUGUGUACACCUUGCCCACCAGCCGCCUCAGGCGGGCUCUUCGGGCGGCGCGGGGUGGGCGGGGCGGGCCUGCGGGCGCCGGCCUGGGCCCCACCCGCGGCGGGCGGAGCGGGGAAGCCCGGGUCGGGUCGAGGGCCCGGCGUGGCGCCCAGGGCCAUGGAGCCGCGGCCCGGGGCGUGUGCGGCGGCGCUGGCUGCGUUAGAGGUUCAGCCGGGGUGGGGCCCUUCCGCCGAGAGGAAACACCCUCUCGGAGCCGGAGGGAUCUGGGGGCCCGAGGCAGAGAAAGAUCAGGGCCCCCCACCUUAGCAAGGGCGUGGGCCCUCCUCCUGCUGCUGGGUGCCCAGGGCCAGGGCAGCACUCCCAGCCCUAGGUGUGACUGUGUGCACAGCUUCCAGAAGAGGAGCGGUCUGGUCUGCUGCAGGGGCUGUCCAGCAGGGCACUACCUGAAGGCCCCCUGCACAAAGCCCUGUGGCAUCUCCACCUGUCUCCCGUGCCCCCGGGGCACCUUCCUGGCCUGGGAGAACCACCACAAGACCCGCUGUGCUCGCUGCCAGGCCUGUGAUGAGGAGGCCUCCCAGGUGGCCCUGAAGAACUGCUCGGCGGUGGCGGACACCCACUGCGGCUGCAAGCCAGGCUGGUUCAGGGACUGCGUCGUCAGCCAGUGUCCCCACAGCUCUCCCUUUCGCUGCCACCCGUGCCCAGACUGUGAGGCCCUGCACCGCCGCACGCGGGCCCCCUGUUCCAGCGGAGACACUCACUGUGGGACCUGCCUGCCCGGCUUCUAUGAAUAUGGCAACAGCUGCGUGUCCUGUCCCACGAGCACCCUUGAGGGCUGUCCUGUGCCCUGUGUGGCUGUCUGUGGCUGGAGGCAGGUGUUCUGGGUCCAGGUGCUCCUGGCAGGCCUGGUGGUCCCACUCCUGCUUGGUGCCACCCUGACCUACACAUACCGCCGCUGCCGGCUUUGCAAGGCCAUAGUUCCUGCAGGUGAAGCUGGGGUGGAGGCUCUGAACCCCCUGCAGGCCACCCACCUCUCACCCCCGGACAGCGGCCCCACCCUUCCGGUAACACCCAGCGGCAGUGAGAAGGUCUGCACCGUCCAGCUGGUAGGCAGCAGCUGCCAGGAGGCGCCCUUCCCGGAGGUGACGUGGUCCUGGGACCAACUGCCCAGCAGAGCUCUUGGCCCGCCGCCCCCGCCCUCGCCGGCGCCCCCUGCAGGCUCGGCGGCCGCCAUGCUCCAGCCGGGCCCGCAGCUCUACGAGGUGAUGGACGCGGUGCCCGCGCGGCGCUGGAAGGAGUUCGUGCGCACGCUGGGGCUGCGCGAGGCGGAGAUCGAGGCGGUGGAGGUGGAGGUCGGGCGCUUCCGCGACCAGCAGUACGAGAUGCUCAAGCGCUGGCGCCAGCAGCAGCCCGCGGGCUUGGGCGCCGUCUACGCCGCCCUGGAGCGCAUGGGGCUGGACGGCUGCGCCGAGGACCUGCGGAGCCGCCUGCAGCGUGGCCCGUGACGCCGGGACCCACCCGCCACUUCGAGGCUCUGGUGGCCCUUGCAGAAGCCCUAAGUACGGUUACUUAUGCGUGUAGACAUUUAAUGUCACUUAUUAAGCCCCUGGCACGGCCCUGCGUAGCAGCGCCUGCCAGCCUCACCCCUGAGCGCCCCUAGGGUUCCAGUUAAGGCGAGGAAGCACCAACGACCAUCAGCUGUUUCUUGGCCUGUGUUUGGCUGAGGCC